UUUCACCCACUCUGACUGCCUCUCUCUCUCUCUCUCCCUCUCCCUCUUCCCCUCAGAUACACACACACACACACAUGCACACAGACAGACCCCCCUCUCACACAGGAGUAGAUAGAGAGCGGUGAAGAGCAGAAGGAGCUGGGUGGCAGGAGAGAGGCAGGAGGGCUGUUGUUGAUUGAACAAAGCCAGGAAGGGAGUGCGCAGUCCUGGUGAGAAGAACAGCUGUGAAAUGCCUCGAAGGGAGCCUGCCAGCAACUCCUGCAGAGACCUGAAGGUGUUGAGCUUCAGCUGAGGAUGGCAGGAGACUCUCGAGUCCUCAUGGACCACAACAUGGAGAUAGGAGUCACACCUGCACAGGUGAAGAAACUUCCUAAACACUUGCGGGAGGCUCAGAUCUCGACAGAGCGAACCCACUUGAUUUCUGAUCCGGCGAAGAAGCCACGUCAGCGAUACGUGCAGAAGGACGGCAAGUGCAACGUUCAUCAUGGAAAUGUGCAAGAGACCUACCGAUACCUCAGUGACUUGUUCACUACGCUGGUGGACCUACGCUGGCGUCUUAGCCUCUUCAUUUUCACCUUGGUCUAUAUAGUCAACUGGCUUUUCUUUGGCUUUCUGUGGUGGCUGAUAGCGCUCAUCCGUGGGGAUCUGGUGCAUGCCGAUGAGGAGGGCUGGACCCCCUGUGUGGAGAACCUCAACAGUUUUGUCUCAGCCUUCCUCUUCUCCAUUGAAACAGAGACCACCAUUGGGUACGGUUAUCGUGUAAUCACAGAGAAAUGCCCUGAGGGGAUCAUACUGCUUUUGGUGCAGGCCAUCUUGGGUUCCAUUGUUAACGCCAUGAUGGUGGGCUGCAUGUUUGUCAAGAUCUCACAGCCAAAGAACCGCGCCGAGACCCUCAUGUUCUCGCACAACGCUGUCAUAUCGGUGCGAGACAACAAGAUGUGCCUGAUGUUUCGGGUGGGGGACCUGAGGAACUCUCACAUCGUGGAGGCAUCGAUCCGAGCGAAGCUGAUCCGCUCGCAGCAGACCAAGGAGGGGGAGUUCAUCCCGCUCAACCAGACUGACAUCAACAUCGGCUUUGACACGGGAGACGACCGGCUUUUCCUGGUGUCGCCGCUGAUCAUCUCUCACGAGAUCAACGAGAAGAGCCCUUUCUGGGAGAUGACACUGACGCAAAUGGAGAAGGAGGAGUUCGAGAUUGUGGUUAUCCUUGAGGGCAUGGUGGAGGCCACAGGGAUGACAUGUCAGGCACGAAGUUCCUACCUGGACACAGAGGUGCUUUGGGGCUACCGCUUCACGCCGGUUCUUUCCCUGGAAAAGGGCUUCUACGAAGUAGACUACAACAACUUCCACGAGAUCUACGAGACCAACACCCCCACCUGCAGCGCCAAGGAGCUAGCUGCUAAGCUUCGGGAGGGGCCGCUAUUGCCUCAGCUUUCACUCCUCACCCCUGAUCCCAAAACGCAUAGUACAUUUGACCGCCUGUCUGAACGGGACCCACUCAGCCCAGAUGAGGACAAGGAGGAGAGAGAUUCAGGGGGUGACAGAGGAGAGACCAAUGGUUCAGCUGCUGCUUUGGAGGAUCCGCCUCUUGUUGAUGGACUGCCUGACUGAUGUGACUGACGGCCACAUCAGCAAAAAACCCAGGAGAGACUGGACAAGAGGACGGGACAAUAUAAUGCUUAAUUUAGUCAAUGGCCAGCUUGUUCCUUUGCAAUGCUCGGAGAUACAAGACAUCCGUCUCCAGCCCCCGACUCAUGCAAUACUCCUCUACUAGAGUGUCAAUCUAUAGUAUAGAUUGGUUUUGUAGACACGUAAGUACACAUACACAGACACACACGUACAGUAUCUAUAUCUACACUUAAAGGUUGGUGGUCAGAUUGUCUUUUUAUAAUCGCAACGACCACUUACUGCUGCAACAGCUGUAAGUUGUAUAAUGUAAACUUGAGUUGAAACUGGUAGCCAUGACAGAGUACCAUGGGCUUAUUGUGGAUACUCCAAUAUUCUCAUUUUAGAGUGUGUUGAUUCAGCUUCAUUUGAAUAUCAGUCUCAUAACUCAGCUAAUGUGUCAGACAGCAGCUUCUGAGUGAUAAUGGAACCUUGUUAUGACCAUUUUUUAAAAACGUGAGAGAUUAUUAUUUCCUUUUUUCUGUCAGUGUUGUUAUUAUUCUGUGUCAGAAACCUAAUUCACCCAGGAGGAAAAGUAUAGGGCUUCUAGUUCGCAUAGGCAAGAGAAAACAUAGGACAUGUGUACUGGCAACCACAAUCAAAAUUUCUUUGUUCACACCUUCCUCAUGGUUGUACUGUCGUAAAUACCAUCAUUGUGUGUCUGAUUGGCGCCCCCAACAUACUGGGAGCCUUGACCCAAAAGAAACCAGCUAGUACCUCAUUUUAUACUCAUUUUCAGGGUUUGAAAUUAACAAUGAGAAGUAGGCAAAUGCUGGUAAAAAGAUGUAUAUGCCACUGACUGACCAUUUUGAAAACCUCUUGAAUAGUUAAAGAUUUAAUUCCCCUUACCAAUGCAGCAACUAAAACAUUAAUUUUCUUGGUAAAGCACAAUUUCCCAUGAGAUGACUCCACAGUGACCUGACCGCCCACCUAGCCCCCGCUCCGGGCAUGUCAUACUUAAAAGUGACAUUCAAAUGUAGAUUCAAAUAUUUAUAUGAAACAUCAAUGCUCAACUGCUAUUUGAAAUGCUCUCGAUUUUUACACACCACGCACAUGAAUAUUUCAAAUGCUACACAAGCAAAGUGAAAUACUCCGUGUAAACCAUGUUUGUUUUGUUUUUGUUUUAAAUAUUUAAAACGAUAUACAACCUUUGAUGUUUUCCAGCUACAUAAAAGUUGAAUCGACUGAAGAUGGGAGCAGGUUUUCUGUCUAAUCUCACGAGUUUAGUAUCUGGCCAGCUCAUCACCUGCAAUAUUUGCCUUGUUUGUAAUUAUUUCCUCCAAACUUCAUCUUCAGCAGUCACCUCAUGAUUUUAAGCCUUCUCUGUCCACACACACACACACACACACACACACACACACACACACUUGGUUCAAUCUGCACUUUGGCCCUGUUCCACAAACCACCCCUGGGUCUUUUGCUUGAUAUAGUUUAUGGCCCUUGUGACUACUGUUUUGGAAGCUGACACUUGUCCUGUGAGGGCCAUAGCCUACAGUAUUUCUUGACUUUUCUUUGAAAGGACACAUGUCAGAGCUUGCAUGCAUGAAUCAAACCCUAUGCGUCUCAUUGCUGAGUAAGUUUAAUACAGUUAGAAAUACAGGGUAUUUUCUAGGCAUGCAAAUUAUGAGAUUUCUACAAUAUAUUAUCAGAAAAAAAAUCUCCCACUCCCCAAUUCAAUGUUAAACUGUUUUUUUUUUUGUCCAAUAAAUGUAUUUAUUUUCACUGUGACAUUUCAGCAUCUUACUAUGUACUCCAUUUGCUAAACAAUACGUUUUUCAUUAGCGAGAGAUCAUCUUUCAUUGCUGGAAUGUCAUCUGUUGUCUGUGUGUUCUCAUGGGAAUAAACAUAAUAUGGCCGAAAGAACAACAUGUUCCUGUUAGAUAAUGUGUGCAUGCAUGAGCGAUUGUAGGAGAGUGUGUGAGUGUGUCAUUAUUUUGCACAUUUACUUUGCAACUGAGGAUUGGAGAGUUUUAUUUACCACGUGUGACACUGCACUGUAUCAGCUGUAGUGUGACAAAAUGACAGAUUUAUGGCCAUGGGUAAAACAGCUGACACACAAGCUACCUGAAAACUGGAUUAGUCGUGUAUCUAAUCAUGAAAGGGAGACUUAAGCAACCUUUAAUUAUCAGCACAACAAUCUUGUCUUGUACUGAGGCUCGAGGCAAAAACUGCUUCAUGCAUAGGGGAACAAACAUGAGGGAUAACAUCAAGAACUUUGUCGCCCACUUUCCGUGUCUAAAUUUGAAUUAAUUAAUUAAAAUGAUACACCAGUGAAGUGUGGUUGCAUCUCAGUAGCAACCCAAAGCCUCCCUGUACUAAACCCUAAAAUCUAACAAUAGUUGCUCAAGCCUAUAAAGGCAUAUAACCAAUGGUUUCUCGUGGAUUGGAUGAUUGCGUCCUCAGGACCUUAACAGCAUCCCUGAGUCAGCUUUGUGUUAGGAGACUGCAAUUACACAAACACAUGCACACACAGGAAGACACAAUCGCAGAAAACAGCCGGCAGACUGAUUAAGAAGGCCACCACAGCUAUUAACUAGCGACAGAGAAAACGCUGCAGAAGUCACAGGGGUAAUCAAAUUCAUCCAGUGUCUACAGAGUACAACCAGUCCUAAAAUGAAACAUGACAUUACAUUUGGUGUCCAGUGUGUCAUAGAAAUUCACAGAAUCAGAGCAAUGCGCUGUCAAGGCUAUUCUUGUCCGAGCUAUUAAAUUUUGGAGCUGGAUCGUCAGAAGGCUGACAGUGCCUGAUUCAAAUCUGAAUAAUGUACGAUGAUGAAUAUAAUGCGCCAUUGAAUGGUGCAUUGAAAUAGGUACCCAAGGCAGGUGCAUGUGGGUGAGCAUGGGGGAGAGAAAGAGAGGGCGAGAGACAUAAUCAGUCAUCACAACCUCAAGCCAACAGUGCACAUGAACACACAAUAACACCGACAAACACACAACAAAAUUAUCCGUUUAAGCUUUUGCCAAGUUUGAUGUGCCCUUUUGACAACGAGGAAAUUAUGAAAGGAAAAGAACAAAGAAAGAAAAGCAUGCAAAAGCUGAUGAAUGGCACGGCACCAACAGAGUAACUAGCUAUUGUUCUUUCUCUUUCCAUAGCUAGCUAAUACUCUUCCCUUCUCCUUUAAAUAAUGCAUGCUUGUGACGAAGAAGGAAGCACAUAGGCCAUUAACAACUGUGUAGUCAGAAUAAAACAUCCUGCACAAGAAAGAGAAUUAUAGUCACAGGGAGAAAAAAACGCAAGUGGGAGGAAUUUCACUCUGGUGCAACACACUAGUGUAAGCUCUUUCCAUAUCCUUGCUCUAUCCUCGGACUCCCCUUAUUCUGCUCAAACAACUCCCACACAGAGGGAACACACACACAAUGCAACAGGGCAUGGGUUAUUUUACAAUAUUUUUCACAUAUUUUUCUGGAUUGCCUGGUGAUGUUUUUAUUCUCCAACAUCUAGAGCAACAUCCAAAGAUGAAAAAGCAAACCUCAUUGCCCCCUCUUUAGCAACGGCGACACCCUGCUGCAAUUAUAUCUUAUUAAGCAUUCAAAUAUCCUCUUACAUGGUACUGUAAUGGUUCCCCCGCCGUCAUUCCCUUACAGCUCCCACUGGUAACAGAAGGCUUUAUGUGUGUGCUUUAUGCCAUUUGUUUCUUUUCUCUUUUUCAAGCUUGUAAUUUAACUCUCUGUGUGCACAUUCAUCUUCGUGUGCAGCUCUUAUGUUGCAUCCCGUAAGACCUGGUGGGUUUCAUGGGAAUCUUCCAAUGCACUGUUAGUCUGCACAAAAGCUGUAAGCCCGCCAGAAAUCCAGCAGUGAACAUGUUACAAAACCUUAUGUAAUACAGCUUCACACAGAGCAAGUGAGCCAAUCACAAGAAGGUGAUGUAUUUCAGUCUGCUGUUUGUUCAAGGUGAUAAUUUGUUUGGAGCAGUUCAGUUAAACAGUUUGAAGCAGUUCAUUUAGGAGGAAACCCAUAUUGGAGCUACUCAUCCAUCCAUCAUUUUCCUAGAGCAGAAACAGCGCAUAUGUCAAACACAUACAGCCUCACACAUUUCUUAGAUGUGUGAAUGCAGAUAUUUCACAGAUAGUGGCUAGAAGUAUGCGAAAACCAUUAGCACAGGGAAGUCUGUUUGGUUCUGUAUGAAAGGAGUUUGAUAAAAAAUAUUUUUUUCAGAGUUUUGAAUGGAGCAGGCAGACAUAUACACAGACACAGAGAGAGAAACAUUUUCCUUUUCCCAGCCAGGAGACAGAGGUCUGCCCUUUGAUGUGUCUGGACGAUGGCAGCCUUUGAUGAGGAUUUCUAUGGCCGCGGAGUGGCUGUGGCUUCAAAUUAAGCUGGCUGAGCUUCUCCUGCUGAGAUGCACAGGCAGGCAACACUGAGGGCACAAGAAUAUUGUCACAACGCCUGCCUAUGUUUAGUCAUUUUUGCAAAUUUUUGCUCGUUUUCCUGUUUUUCCAGCCUGUCAUUUUGACAUACCUGCCAUUCCCCACAUGCCCCACAGCGUGUUCCCACCAUUCCCAGCCACCUGAUCGCCUCAUUCACCAGAACACCUGUUCCCCAUGCCCUCAUUAGCUCCCCUGCAUAUAUACCAGCUUUCUCUGCCCAGUCAUUUGCCAGAUACUCUAAUGUACUAGUUCAGCUCAUCCGCCUCUUGCCUGCUUUGUGUUUCCUUGCUGACUGAUUACCCGUUGCCGAACUCUACCUUGAUCUUCUUACCAAGUAAAAGACUGAUUGCUUCCAA
This is a messenger RNA of Sebastes umbrosus (honeycomb rockfish), 6389 nucleotides long. RefSeq names its product potassium inwardly rectifying channel subfamily J member 5 (gene kcnj5). NCBI's taxonomy places the organism in Eukaryota, Metazoa, Chordata, Actinopteri, Perciformes, Sebastidae. The record is from RefSeq and is a predicted model, not a curated record. Gene Ontology annotation, molecular function: inward rectifier potassium channel activity. Bases 295 to 1611 code for a protein of 438 amino acids. Gene Ontology annotation, cellular component: plasma membrane. The transcript has 4 exons. Gene Ontology annotation, biological process: potassium ion import across plasma membrane; regulation of monoatomic ion transmembrane transport.